UCGUGAGCAUAACGUAAUGCCGCGACAAUGUCCACCCGCUGAGAUUGUGCAUACUUCUUCCUGUCAUUGUGGUGUAAAUGUGUGAAUGAGCGUGGCUUUCCAUUCUUCGAAGCAAAUUGGCCGUGGUGGCAACAGUCCAUUCGAUGUCAACCGGAGAAUGAUGCUCGCUGUGCGUGAGAUCGGGUGUGGCCAGAAGGCUUUACAGAAACUAGCAGCUGUUGUUGGCAUGCACGGUGGUCUAGCCAAUGAGGGAUUUUCUUCGAAUCAGAAGGCUGUCCAUGGUGCUGCUGUUUCUGUAGCCAAGGUUGAGAUGGAGAGGGUAGUGCAUGAACUGAAAGCAUACUGUGAUAGUGCAACACCUAAUCCUGCAACCUAUCAUCCAGAUGAUGAUGAUGAUGAUGAUGAUGGUGAUGAUGGUGAUGAUUUUCGUGGGUUUCACGAUGAUGAGGAUGACGCCGAAUUUCAUGGUUUUGCCUCCUCUGACGACAUUUUUGAUGUGUCUGUAUCUUGCGAUGGUACCUGGCAGAAGAGAGGCCAUCAAAGUCUGUAUGGGGUACAGGCAGCUAUUUCUGCGGUAACUGGCAGGGUAAUUGACUAUGAAAUCGAAAGUCAUUUUGGCAAGAAUUGCCAGUCACACAGUUCUUGGGACAGGGGAAGUUGGGUGCUUCAACUAACUGAAACAGUGUCAUAUUAGUGUAUGGUUAGCAAUACAAUUUGGUAACAGUAAUUAUGACAUAUUAAUUAAUUAAUUAAUUAAAUGGAUGCUGCUGUUAGUGGCCAGUGGUUCACUUACCCUGACUAAUGUGGGUGCUCCGACUAGCUGUAAACAGUGUACCAACCUAAUCUAACCAUCCCUAAUCCUCCAUAACCUCGCCUAACCCUGGAAGAAAAUGAUGAGUACUGGUUGAACCAUGGCUUGCAUCAUUGAUUCCUGACGAAUGUCCAGUUGUCUCAAGUUUUGAACACAUAACCCUAUACACUCUAUUUCUGAUUAUUAGUACUUGCUACCUUGUUCUUGGUAACACUGUGUAUGCAUGGGAUGUUUUAACCUGUAAUGUGGUUUUAUCAAUACAUAUUUGCUAGAAUAAUCAGAUGAGAAUCAUUGUCUAGCUUGGUUCAGAGUUUGGACGCAUUUUGUGCUAAUCUUUACUGCAAGCAUGAUGGAGAAGUGGAAUGAUUCUUGCACAAGAUUUUGGCAAUGGGGCAGCAAGAAACCAAAGUGGGUGGAAAAUGAAUGAUUGAACUUGAACAGAGAUAUGGGGCUGAGUUUAAAGACAUUGAUAAUUUAGGUUGCAGAUGCUUUGCUGCAAUGGAGCUGAUGAUGGUGCAGCUUUCCAGCAAGAUGCAGUAAUCAGUUCGACAAGAAGUCAAAGUUGAUAUAUCUGAUUAUUGGAAAGUGAUGAUGCGAGUCCACAGUAGACAAGGUUUCUCAAGUUGCUCCAUACUUGAUUGUAUGUGGCAAUCCAGCCAAACCAAGCCAAGUUAUUGGCAUCCGAGCUCAUCAUCAUGUUCGAAAUUCAGUGCAGCAACAGCAGAUGCCGUCCACCGCUAUUGCUUGCUGUAAUUUAUGUUUUCAAUACAAAUUUCCCUCAAUCUUUAGCAACUUUUUACUGGUGCCUGGAUGUCAUGUUACUGGGAUGUACUUCAGCUCCAGUGAUAUCUAGUUUUUUUAGCUGGAUUGCAAUGAGGAACUUUGCUUGAUGAAUUGCGUUUUGCUUUUUGUUAGUGCUUUGACUCACUAUUUUUGGUUUAAAUGUUUAAAUACAAGCAAUGGUAUUAAAAUCUA
Messenger RNA from Corticium candelabrum, 1786 nucleotides. RefSeq lists its product as uncharacterized. Lineage: Eukaryota; Metazoa; Porifera; Homoscleromorpha; Homosclerophorida; Plakinidae. Bases 86 to 694 code for a protein of 202 amino acids. The transcript has 5 exons. The record is from RefSeq and is a predicted model, not a curated record.